GGCUUUGGAUAGAUGGCAGCUUAAUACACGUAAGAAUGAACUGUGCGACUGGCUGUUUUUGCUAUUUUUUGGCGCAAUUUUGUGAACCUAAGUUGUUCAAAGUGGUGAAUAGAAGCUUACUUAUGCAGCUUUAGAAGAAACUAGUGCGGAAAAGAAAAUGAUACCGCAAGAAGUUAAGAGCACUGGUAGUGUGGGGAAGCUCUUGUCUUCUCCAACCAAUGAGAAUGAGACUGAAAGUGUUUACUCGAGAAUAAACUGUAGUUUUACAAAUCUUUCGGAAAGAUUUGGACAUCACUCGAAGGAUUAUUCAAAGCAAUUUGCUCAUAUUUAUGCUGUACGUCUUACGAAAAUGAGGGAGUUACUGAAUAAAAGAAUACAUAAUAAAUGGGGACCAGAUGUUCGGAUACGAAAAUUGCAUGAAUUGCAAGAGGAGGAGUCCAGGAAAUGUGUUGUGCUUGGAACACUUUUCAAGCAUCAGGAAAUGAAACCGAGUAUACUGAAAGAAAUCAGUGAAGAGCAUCAACUAAUACCACAACCACCAAGAACUCAUUUUUUUGAUGACAGUGACCAACUUAUACUGGAAGAUGAACUUCAGAGAAUUCGACUUGUUGGAAAUUUGGAUGUCCACUUGGUUGUGACUGGAGUGGUGUGUGCUGUGCUAGGGAAUGAAGAUGGUGAUGGGAAAUUUCUUGUUGAUGAUUACUGUUGGGCAGGUGUAUCAGAACCUAUACAACAUCCAUUGCAAUCCAAUGAUGAGAGGUUUGUUGUCCUUCUCAGUGGGUUGGAUUUGGCUAACAGUGGUGAUACCUUGCUGCCAUUUCAGUUAUUCAUUGACUGGAUUGGGGGUUUCCUAGGUGACAUGGGGGAACAGGAGCAUCAGGCUUGCGCUGUGCGUGUACUAAUAGCUGGUAAUUCUGUGAAAGGCUGUGGGGAACACAAGGCUCCUGUUUUACACAACACUUACAAAACUGAUGUUGGAGAUGCUAUUACUUUAGAUGCCACAAAACUUUUGGAUGACUUCCUGGUUCAGUUAACAUCGUCAAUUGAUGUGGACUUAAUGCCUGGGGAGUUUGACCCAUCAAACCACACGAUGCCUCAGCAACCACUCCACUACUGUAUGUUUCCACAGGCUUCUGUUUAUCAGACAUUGCAUGGUGUACCAAACCCUUAUGAGUGUGAAAUUGGAGGACGACGUAUGCUGGGAACAUCAGGACAGCCAAUAGAUGAUAUUUCUCGUUACAGUAAACUUUCUGAUCCGCUCAGUAUAUUACAACUUACUUUGGAAUGGGCUCAUCUUACACCCACAUGCCCAGAUACUCUGUCUUGCUACCCAUAUUACCAGGAAGAUCCGUUUAUAAUAUCAGAGUGUCCAGACAUAUACUUUGCAGGCAACCAGCCACAGUUCCAGUCCAAAUUAUAUGAGGGCCCUGAAGGACAGCAAGUGAGACUCAUCUGCAUACCAGCGUUCUCUAAAACGCAUUCUUGUGUGGUUGUAAACUUGAAGAACUUAGACUGUUACACAGUACGUUUUGAUGCUUCAGAUUCCAUGGGUCCAGGACUAGAUAAAUGAAGUAAAUGUUUCAAGAUGGUGUAAUAUUAAUGAUUAUUUUCUUUAAUAGAGUUAAAUAUUUUUACUGCCUAAUGUCAUCAAGUGUAAUUUUGAAACCUGUUACCCAGAAAUAUUUUCAUUGUAUUGCACUGUGUUAUGAAUAUGUUCUCUGUCAUACUUUGUAGAGUAAGGACUAGCAAGGUAUUUCCAUUUUAUCUUCUCUCGCAGUAGCAGACUUGAAUUAUGGAAAAGGCAUCUUUCAUCUGUAAGAUCAAUAUUUAUCUAUUACUGGUGCCUGUAAUUGAUUUGUGACUGAUAACUAUUAAUGACAUUUUGUAACUUGGCAUUCUAAAUAGUCCAGAAAAAGGUACACUGUUUAUCACCAUUCUGUAGAAAAUGUGUUUUACCAAUGCGGGUAAAAUUUAUUUUCUGAGUUCCUUAAGUAACAACAGCCGGGAGUUUUAUGAUACGAAUGUGACAGUGAAAAGUGUCAUUGUUAUAUUUUGUCUGAUUAUGAUAUGUGUGACAGUAAACAAAGUAAAGUCAUCUAGAUUAGGUAGUAAUUUGGUAUUGUUGUACAGGUAUACUUUUAACAAUCUUACCUAUUACAGAAGUUGAGUUUAUUUGUAACUCAUAAUGUGGCAAUCAUAUAAGCUCUUUCAAAUAUUCCAAACUCAAGAGGUGAUUAAAUUUUGAUUCAAAACACUGGCAUUCUUAGUAAAGAAUGUGUUUUACUGUCAUACAGUUAAUGUGUCAUCUUGUGUUAUUUAAUCUAUGAAACAAAAUUGAUUCACAAAUGAAAAUAGUCAUUUUUCUCUCCCAAACUCUAUUUACAGAUUUCGUUUGGAACAUGUUUUUAUUUAAAUUUAUGAAGUAGUGUGUGGUCUAAUUCCUAGUUUUGAAAACCCUGUUGCUUAGAUUAAUGAAUCUAGCUUCAAUCCUGUUGUAUUGUUGAUUGAUGUGCAUGGACAUGAAGGAUCAAGAGUAAUUAGGGUUUAGAGAAGUGUGCAGUUAACCAAAAAGUUGUGAAAUACUUCUCUUUCUCUGAAUAGUAUCCAUUGAUUGUGAAAUAUAUGGUGUGGAGUGGUUUGGAGAAGAAAGGAUAGCAAGGUGAAGAUGGUUGGUGUGAGAUGAAAAGAAGUUAUUUUGUUGCAGAAUGAUUUCACUCCAUUUCCUUCUCGUUGUUUACUUUUUCAAGUGUUGGUCUCCCAUCAAUUCUAAAUGAGAAAGUCAAGUGUUUGACUCUUUCCAAUUGAAAGAACUUCUUCUGAAAGGAGAUUUCAGAUGCUGUUUCUGUAACUUACCAUUCCAUUCACUUGCUUUGAAGAAACUAUUAUUGAUUUUGAAACUUGUAUUCAAUCAAGUGAAUUAGAUGUGGUAUGUUAAGUCAACGAGUAACAGUGAAUCUAAACAUUAUUAAGUCGGCUGAAUGGUUGAACAUGAAAGUGGUUAAAUAAUGCAGUUUUAUGUGUGCAGUGGUCCUUCAUAUGUAGCUUUAUUUAUAAUAUUAAGUACUAAAUUAGCAUAAUUAAAGGAAAUCUGUCAUGAACA
Messenger RNA from Zootermopsis nevadensis, 3100 nucleotides. RefSeq names its product DNA polymerase delta subunit 2 (gene PolD2). NCBI's taxonomy places the organism in Eukaryota, Metazoa, Arthropoda, Insecta, Blattodea, Termopsidae. Gene Ontology annotation, biological process: DNA replication; DNA strand elongation involved in DNA replication. Gene Ontology annotation, cellular component: delta DNA polymerase complex. The record is from RefSeq and is a predicted model, not a curated record. Gene Ontology annotation, molecular function: DNA binding.